UCUUCUUCUUCUUCUUCUUCUUCUUCUUCGCUCUCUCUCGCUCUAAAUUCCCCAACUUUUCUGCAGAACGGAGGAGAGUAGUGCUGUGGUUUUUGUAGCGGAUUGAGUGUAAUUGAGAGUAGACACUAAGGCGAAAGAAUCAGCGUUCUUGUACCGGAUUCUGAUUCCUGAGUUUCCAGAUGACGAAGAAAUAUCGGAAUGGGGAAAUCUGGGAAUUCGAGCGAGAAAUGUCCGGCAGAACAGGCGGAGGAGGAGGAGGUGGAGGAGUUGGAGGUGUGAUUCUUGGAAUUGAUGGAGGAACAACCUCCACCAUCUGCGUUUGUGUUCCCCUUUUACCACUUCAGCAGUCUCUUCAUCUUCCUGAUCCUCUUCCUCUUCUCGCCCGAGUCGAAGCCGGCUGCUCCAACCAUAACAGCGUUGGCGAAACUGCUGCAAGGGAAACGUUGGAGCAAGUUAUGGCUGAGGCUCUUUCAAGAUCAGGUUCAGAUCGGUCUGCAGUUCAAGCUAUUUGUUUAUCUGUUUCUGGUGUAAACCAUCCAACGGACCAGCAAAGGAUUUUGAAUUGGCUCAGAGAUAUGUUUCCUAGCCAUGUCAAACUCUAUGUUCGAAAUGAUGCUGCGGCUGCUCUUGCAAGUGGUACCAUGGGAAGGCUUAGUGGUUGUGUUCUAAUUGCCGGCACUGGUAGUAUUGCUUUUGGAUUUACUGAUGAUGGAAGAGAAGCUCGAGCAGCUGGUGCAGGACCAAUCUUAGGCGACUGGGGAAGUGGGUAUGGCAUAUCAGCGCAGGCUUUAACUGCAAUUAUAAGAGCGCAUGAUGGUCGUGGUCCUCAAACAAAGCUCACAAAUAGCAUUCUUCAGACUCUUGGUCUUUCUUCUGCUGAUGAACUCAUUGGGUGGACCUACGCAGAUUCAUCUUGGGCUCGAAUUGCUGCCCUUGUUCCUGCUGUUGUGUCAUGUGCAGAAUCAGGGGACGAAGUUGCAAACAACAUCUUGCAAGAUGCAGUUAAGGAAUUGGCUUUAAGCGUGAAUGCCGUUGUUCAAAGACUCGGAUUGUCUGGUUCAGAUGGAAAGGGCUCUUUCCCCCUUGUCAUGGUUGGUGGAGUUAUUGAAGGAAAUAAAGGAUGGGGUAUAGCGCAAGAAGUUAUAAACUGCAUUUCCAAGGACUACCCUGGGGUAGUUCCCAUUUGGCCUAAGGUGGAGCCUGCAAUUGGGGCUGCAUUGUUAGCCUGGAAUUUCUUGAAAGAUUCCCAUCAAGAAUAAGGCUUUUAAAAAAGUGACCGACAAAUAUUCGUAAGUUGUCAUGAAUUGUACAGAAGCAAAAAUUCUGAAGGGGGCAAUGAGCUAUUUAAGUUCUCGGUAUUAAUAUAGGCAAUUUACUAACGUAUAUUGCGUCAUUUUAUUUAAUAAUCAUUGGGUGAUUGAAGAAAUAAAUGCUGUAUCUGCCACUUGACAGAGGAUGUGUUCAAAGUGAUGUUAAAACAUCAAUGCAUGAUUUUAGUGCAUUUGCUGCAAUGUCUGUGUUACUAUCAACUUGAAAGCAAUUCUUUGGCUCAAGUACUUGAGCUCUUUAUUUUGGUUCUUUGUUC
This is a messenger RNA of Cucurbita moschata (crookneck pumpkin), 1585 nucleotides long. Its product is annotated as N-acetyl-D-glucosamine kinase-like. The transcript is spliced from 7 exons. Lineage: Eukaryota; Viridiplantae; Streptophyta; Magnoliopsida; Cucurbitales; Cucurbitaceae. The record is from RefSeq and is a predicted model, not a curated record. The coding region runs from base 180 to 1259 and encodes 359 amino acids.